GUAAGCUUGGCAUGGAUGAGGCCUUUGUGAAGUCGCAUUUGGUCAUCGUGGACUCUUCAUACCGUUUGGACGAGGAGGUAGAAUAUUCCCGGUCCUACCCUGGGCUGAAGACUGUGUACAACAUCCACACGGUGAAGUGCAGGGUCAAGGAUGUGGACAAUCCUGAGAUGUCAUUCAUUGGGCUUCCUGAAG
Effrenium voratum is the source of this 192-nucleotide messenger RNA. Lineage: Eukaryota; Dinophyceae; Suessiales; Symbiodiniaceae. The record is from the annotation of a GenBank genome assembly.